Messenger RNA from Cottoperca gobio, 1204 nucleotides. RefSeq names its product fibroblast growth factor binding protein 2a (gene fgfbp2a). Gene Ontology annotation, molecular function: growth factor binding. The record is from RefSeq and is a predicted model, not a curated record. Gene Ontology annotation, biological process: cell-cell signaling. The transcript has 2 exons. Bases 59 to 706 code for a protein of 215 amino acids. Lineage: Eukaryota; Metazoa; Chordata; Actinopteri; Perciformes; Bovichtidae.
AACCUCAGCUCGCACAGUGCCACUCUCCUCCUCUUACAAUCAGCAUCUCUUGAACACCAUGUGGACUCAGGUCGGUGCUCUGCUGCUACUGCUCGCCUGCUGCCUUUGGUCGGCCGAGGCUCAGACGGACAACACACAAAGCAUCUGGGAUAAUCCCAUCAAAUUCAACACCAAGGGCAAGGACACGUGCACCAUGAUCAUCACCGGUCAAGGGGAAUACACCAGGCUGAGGCUGUCGUGCCAGAGCAGCAAGCGUUCCUACUGGUGUGAAUACAUUGGCAGGCCUUACACCUGCAGCACCUACAACAAAAACCCUCGUCACUACUUCGUCCAGAUGAUGUGGGGCCUCAGAAAGCUCAACAACGCCUGCCUGGCGCCAAGGCAGAUCAAACCUCACAUGUGCAGGAAGGCAACUGAUGAAUCUCAAAUGAACUUCUCAUCGGCUUCCUUCUCCCGGACAUCACCAGAGGCUACAUCUAGGGCAAGACCAGCAGCACAACCUCAACCUCGUCCUGGGCCCGUAAGACCUGAUCCUGCAAGGCAACCCAUUCGAGUCCCACAACGAGUACAGACCACACCGAGAGCCAGUCCGCAAACAGCGACGCCUCCUGUGCAGAGCAAGGCUAAGAGGAUGGCUCAGCAGUACUGCUGGAGGUCACUUCAAGGCAUCUGCUCCUACUUCAUCGGCUUGUUUCGGAAAAACUGAGGAAGAUUUACAAUUCUAAUGAAGAUAAAUUCUGACGUCUGAUUAUAGCGGCCCUUGGAGGGAAAUUCCAGACCAGCAGCGUGGUCGUACAUUGUAGAAGAACCGUAGCGCUCUCUUCAGGUGAAGAGAUGUUACUGCAGGAUUUCUCUGGGAACCUUGCAUGCAUCAUCUUCCGAAUGACAUGGCUUGGAAACUACCUAUAUUAAUUGUGUAACAACAAAUAAAGUGGACUAUGAAACAUAAGUAUGAAAUACAAAGUACUACUAGAAUGUUUCUGCAGCUGCACAAACCUUUACAACAAUAUACGGGCGUCGGACAAGAAAGACAGACAUUUUUACUGGUGUCACUUAUUUGUAUUAAUGUAUGUUUAAUUGUGUAUCACUUAAUAUAACAUUGUUGGGAAAUACAAAAGGUAGUGAUUCCUGUACUGGUGUAUUUGACAGAACUAUAUGAUGAAUGUGAAACUGAUUUGAUCAAAUAAAGAAAACAUAUUCUCAA